This is a messenger RNA of Paracoccidioides lutzii Pb01, 633 nucleotides long. RefSeq names its product peptidyl-prolyl cis-trans isomerase. The record is from RefSeq and is a predicted model, not a curated record. The coding region runs from base 1 to 633 and encodes 210 amino acids. Gene Ontology annotation, molecular function: peptidyl-prolyl cis-trans isomerase activity. Gene Ontology annotation, biological process: protein peptidyl-prolyl isomerization; protein folding. Gene Ontology annotation, cellular component: catalytic step 2 spliceosome. The transcript has 3 exons.
AUGUCAGUAACGCUCCAUACCACCCAUGGCGAUCUCAAAGUAGAAGUAUUCCACGAAGCAACACCAAAGACUGCAGAGAACUUCCUCGCCCUCUGCGCUGCAGGCGCAUACAACAACACCCCCUUCCACCGCUUAAUCCCCACCUUCAUGAUCCAGGGCGGCGACAUCUCCCUCUCCAAAACAGACAAACCAGCCUCCCCCCUCCCCUUCGAGAUCCCCAAGGGUGGCACAUCAAUCUACCAUCCCGCCCCUCUCGCCCAUGAAAUCCACCUCCCCACCAUCCGCCACAAUACCCGCGGCAUGCUAAGCAUGGCUAGCAAAUCGCUAAAGACCCAAUCUGCCUCUGGAGCUGUGGAGACGACGGAAGUGAAUGGGAGCCAGUUCUUCAUUACGUUUGCGCCGGCGCCUCAUCUGGAUGGGAAGAGUACCGUGUUUGGUAAAGUGUUGGCUGCCGGGGAGGGGGAGCCAGGCGGGGUGGUGCUGGAGAGGUUGGAGAAAGCUAAGGUGAAGAUUGAUAAGAAGGGGAGGGUUGUGCAGCCUGCUUCGUUGUCGGAGCAGGAGGUGAAGGAGAACGGGUGGGAGGCUGUGGGGAUUGAGAGGGUGACGAUCCAUGCGAAUCCGUUUGCGGUGUGA